GUCUUUCACAGUUAUCUUGGUUUGCAUGCAAUUUUCAGAUCUCAGUUUAACAGCUAUGAGGUCCAGUUCAUAUGAUGCAUUUUUCAAAGCAGUAGUUGCAUGCACAGUUAUUUUGACUUCUUUUGUGUUUGGAGAGACUGAUUUUUGUCAUAAGAAAAGUAAAGAUAACAAAGGAUGCAUAUCAGAGGGUGCAGUCCCCUUGUCGCUGCAACAUAAAUCAAAUGUUGAGCAAACAGAGAAUGAAAUUCCGAUCAUACUUUGGUGGUAUCAAGAGCCAUACCCACAUGAUGAUAGUCAAGAGAAACACGAACUGCACUGCUCAGCUGGCAAAUGCUUUUCAACAAAUAAGAGGAUUUUAAGAGAUGACCCAAAAGUCAGUGCAUUUGUUUUCUAUGGGACAUCAUUUUUGGCAAAUGAUUUACCCUUGCCAAGGAACCCUGGUCACAUGUGGGCUUUGAUACACGAAGAGUCACCAAAAAAUAACUGGAUAUUUUCACAUAAAGAUGGCAUUGAAAUUUUCAAUUACACGGCUACUUUUGGAAGAGAAUCAGAUUAUCCUUUAACAACACAAUUUAUUGUUGACGCAAAUGACUGGGUAACUUCGAAAUAUUUUGUAUCAACUGAAGAGAAGAACAGGUUGAGGGUAAACUCAAAGUUGGCUCCAGUGGUUUAUUUACAAAGGGAUUGCAAUCCACCUUCAGACAGAGACCGUUACGUAAAGGAGCUCAUGAGGUUUAUUGAUAUUGAUUCAUAUGGGCCUUGUCUGAACAACAGAAAGAUGCCUUCAGACAUCGAUGGAUUCCACAAACUUGAUGACGAAGAAUAUUAUCAAUUUCUUUCACGAUACAAAUUUCACCUGGCAUUUGAAAACGCUAUCUGCAAAGACUACAUGACAGAAAAGCUAUUCAGACCCCUAGAAGUGGGUGCUGUGCCUGUGUAUAUGGGGUCAAGCCAUGCAAGCGAAUUCAUGCCCAACGACCAUUCGGCAAUCUUUGUUUCUGAUUUUGAGAGUCCCAAACAUUUAGCGAUGUACUUGUUAGAGCUAGACAAGGAUGAUAGCAUGUAUAAUGAAUAUUUGAGGCAUCGCGAGAAGGGAAUAGAAAAUGAACGACUAAGGAAAUAUUUGAAUACUCGGAAAUGGAGGAUCCAUAGUCCUGCCGACAAAGUUAAUUUUAUUCACAGAAUGUUUGCAGGCCUAGAAUGUGAUCUGUGCAAUAUUAUAGUAAAAAGGAAAAAAGUGCAAACAGAGUACAAAGAUGGCAAGUCGAAGAGGCAAGCACCAAUUUUUAGUGGAAAACAAAGUCAGAUGGGAUGCCCGGAGCCAAUCGAAUCUAUCAAAUCGCAUCGGGUUGUAAACAAAAGUGUUUGCUAUUGGGAAGGCUUUCAUGAAGCCAAAGCCCUUAAAGCAAUGCUUCUUGCUAACGAAUCGGACUCUGGGAACUAUGUGAAGAAGUAUUUAAAAAGAAGAACUGAUAAAUACCCUUAAGAAAUAGAGUAUCAUAUAUAGCUAAUUGAAAAUUCUAUAGGAACUAUGAGAAGAUAUAUUUAAAGAGAAGAACUGAUAAAUACCCUUAAGAAUUAGAGUAUCUUAUUGCAAAUCGAAAUUAACGCCAAUUACAUAUAGCAAAGUUUGUCAUAUCAAUACCAUUUUUGUAGAAUAAAUAACCAACAUAUGUUUAAGUAUUUUUUCAGAAAAGUAAUUUAAAGGAUUGAUUAAGAUGUGUUUAAAUCAAAUUGUCAAUAAGGUGUUUAGGUGUGUAUGUUGAAUUAUCAAUAGGAUGUUCAAUUACUUCGUUAGAAAUAUAUAUAGUAAGGUAAUUGAUAUUAAAUGACACCUUAUACUACCAAAAUGUUAGUAAAUAGUUUUUCCUCAGUUUA
Messenger RNA from Rhopilema esculentum, 1878 nucleotides. Its product is annotated as GDP-fucose protein O-fucosyltransferase 4. Gene Ontology annotation, cellular component: membrane. The record is from RefSeq and is a predicted model, not a curated record. Gene Ontology annotation, molecular function: alpha-(1->3)-fucosyltransferase activity. Lineage: Eukaryota; Metazoa; Cnidaria; Scyphozoa; Rhizostomeae; Rhizostomatidae.